CAAAUCUCGUAAUGAAAACGAGGCAAGAUACUUCCGAGCUGUGUUGAUGUCAAAAUGGCGGGACAUUUCUCAGAAUUCGGACUACUCCCAGAACUUGUUCAAGGAAUUGAAGAGAUUGGUUGGAUGUUGCCAACUGAUAUUCAAGCAGAAGCAAUACCUUUGAUUCUUGGAGGUGGUGAUGUCCUAAUGGCAGCAGAGACUGGAAGUGGCAAGACAGGAGCAUUUUGUUUGCCAGUAAUCCAAAUUGCGCAUGAAACUUUGAGAGAUGCCAAGCAAGGGAAAAAGGUCACUACUAGCCCAACUGGUGGGCCCGAAAAAUGGGUUAUGAGUGCAAAUGACAGGGAGCCCUCUUUUGCCAUUGACGAUACUGGGCUAUUGUGCCAAUCACGGGAACAUACAAAGUGGCAGGGGGCAAGGGCUGCAUUGGGAGUUACAAAAGGAAAAUGGUAUUACGAGGCUACAGUGACAGAUGAGGGCCUUUGCAGAGUAGGCUUCUCAACAGCUAAAGCUACUUUUGAUGUUGGAACUGAUCGAGAAAGUUUUGGUUUUGGAGGAACAGGGAAGAAAUCUUUUUCAAGGCAGUUUGAUUCGUAUGGGGAGCCAUUUGGAAUCAAAGACACACUUGGUUGUUAUAUUGAUCUAGAAGAUUACACUAUAAUGUACAGCAAAAAUGGAAAUCUACUAGGAAGGGCAUUCGAUAUUCCCAAAAAUCUACACGGAUCUGCCUUUUUUCCUUCCGUCACACUUAAAAAUGCUGAAAUGAAAUUCAACUUUGGUGAUCAGCCAUUUGUGAACAACCCAGUAUCAGGUUAUGCUGCAAUAUGCAAAGCGCCAAAGGACCUGGUUAAGAAAUCACAGCAAGCUGCCUCAACACCUGCAAAGUUUACCAAUGUUUGUUCACCUUCCAGCAUAAUAAUGGAGCCGUCAAGAGAGCUUGCAAUUCAGACCAACGAAAACAUAAAAAAUUUCAAGAAGUACAUCCCUGACCCCAGGCCUACAUGCACCGUCCUAGUUGGUGGUGGUGACGCGCGAGAGAUGAUUAGAGAUCUGGAAAGUGGGAUUGAUAUCGUGACUGGUACACCAGGCAAACUGAUUGACUUCAUAUCGACAGGAAAGUUGAAACUGGACCAGGUUAGGUUCUUCAUUUUGGAUGAAGUUGAUGGGCUUCUGUCUCAAAAUCAGUCAGAAACGAUCAAGUCUAUUUACAAUAAAUGUCCGAAGACCUCUAUGGAUGGAAAAAGACUUCAGAUGAUUGUCUGCUCAGCAACUCUUCACAACUUUGAUGUUAAAAAAUUGGCAGAACAACUCAUGCACUUUCCUACGUGGAUCGAUCUCAAAGGCCAGGAUUCAGUCCCUGAUACGGUUCAUCAUGCUGUUUGUAGAGUUGACCCUACCAAAGACAAAAGUUGGGCCAGUCUAAAACACCAAGUUAAGACUGACGGUAUCCACGAAAAUGAUAAACUCAAUCCUAGAAGUUUAACCCCAGAAAUGAAAUCCGAAGCGGUGAAGAUACUCAAGGCAGAAUACUUGCUGAAAGCGAUUGAGGAACAUAAAAUGGAUCAAGCCAUUAUAUUCUGUAGAACGAAAUUGGAUUGUGAUAAUUUGGAGCAGCACAUUAUUGCCAAAGGCGGUGGAAAUCGUAACAACAAUAAGUAUUCUUGCGUGUGUUUGCACAGUGAUCGAAGCCACAAAGAGCGACAGGGCAAUCUUGCGGCUUUUAAGAGUGGAAAGGCAAAAUUUCUUAUAUGUACUGAUGUUGCGGCAAGAGGUAUCGACAUAAAAGGCAUACCUUUUGUCAUCAACAUCACCCUACCAGAUGACAAAGCCAACUAUAUUCAUAGGAUUGGCAGAGUAGGCAGAGCUGAGCGGAUGGGCCUAGCACUCUCUUUUGUAUCUGCUGAAAAAGAAAAGGUUUGGUACCAUAAAUGUGAAAGCAGAGGCAGGGGCUGCUACAACUCAAGGCUGUUAGAACAGGGUGGUUGUGCAAUUUGGUACAACGAGAUUCAGUGUUUAGCAGACAUCGAGGAACAUCUUGGAGAGACAAUUAGCACAGUCGAACCCGAUUUCAAGGUUCCCACGAAUGAGUUUGAUGGAAAAGUUACGUACGGUCAGAAAAGAUCAAACAAGGUUGGUAAUUUUUCAUAUCAUACUCAAGAAAUUGCAUCUUCGGUUAAAGAAUUAGCUGCGCUGGAGAAGAAGGCUCAGUUGUCAUAUUUACAAUUGAAAACUAAUUGGCAAAAGACAGCUGCUUAAAGCUUAGGUAUCUAAUAUUCUAAUUAUAUUGUGUACAAUGAAUUUCAUAUUAUAAUCAGAAGCGAAUCGCACGCAAAUGUUGAA
Molecule: messenger RNA, 2337 nt
Organism: Rhopilema esculentum
Lineage: Eukaryota; Metazoa; Cnidaria; Scyphozoa; Rhizostomeae; Rhizostomatidae
Product: ATP-dependent RNA helicase DDX1
Molecular function (GO): nucleic acid binding; protein binding; RNA helicase activity
Source: RefSeq, a predicted model, not a curated record